Messenger RNA from Schizophyllum commune H4-8, 2027 nucleotides. RefSeq lists its product as uncharacterized. The transcript has 2 exons. Lineage: Eukaryota; Fungi; Basidiomycota; Agaricomycetes; Agaricales; Schizophyllaceae. Bases 132 to 1544 code for a protein of 470 amino acids. The record is from RefSeq and is a predicted model, not a curated record.
AGAACACGCGCACCUACAAACAGCUCUGCCUUGCUCUGACGCUCUGACGCUUGCGAAAAUCAACUCAACAGACUCCUCAUCGAGACAAAUCCAAUUGCCGAAUAGACCUUGAUCGGUGAUUGCAGUCAAACAUGGAUCGGUACAUCGCCUCUUGCCGCGCGUCACUGGCCGCCCGCAUCCAUGACCUACCCGCGGAGCUCCUCGAGAUGGUCUUUCUUGAGGUCUGCAGCCAACAGCUCGACCUUCCGCCAGUAUACCACAAGCGAAUCCGAAGAAAUUCGUGUCCUGCUCUUGAGAUCUCGUGGGUCUGCUCCAGGUGGCGCGCUGUAGCCCUUGCGAGCACUGCCUUGUGGGCACCUUCGCGCCUCGUUGUCGAUCUUGGGCGUUACGAAAAACUGAUGUCUCGGGCCUCCCCUGCUCUCGUCAAGGAAAAGUGCAAUAACCUGCUCCAAUGCUACCUUCAACGAUCGGGCUCAAGAUCAAUCGACGCGUACAUUCUGGACAAGCUUCGCGAUGUCUACACAUGCGAGCAAACCGUCGGUGACAUCGUGGAUCUUGUCUGUUCGUCAAUUUCUCGCUGGAGGCUCUUUGUGGCCCCGAAUUACGUCGUGUGUCGCAUAUCCGCCGCUGUUCAGACCGCGAGACCUCUUCUUCUCAGGGCAGCAAGGGUGUCAAACGAUGUCAUGCCAGACUUCGACUUCGACCUCGACCUCGACCUCUCCAAUGUGCCUAAGUUUAAUUAUUGGCAUGGCCCUCUCGCUUCCGUCGCCGGAGGGAAGCUCAGUCUCCCAUGGCAGCAGCUCACUCACAUUGACAGCGACGACUACAUGUCGAUCGGCACCUUCAUGCAGAUCAUGCCUCUCUGUCAAGCUCUUGUCGAGCUCCGCGCCAGCAUAUCCAGCAACGAGACCUCCGAUCCCUUGCCGGCAAAACAAGCUGUUUCUCUGCCUCAACUUCGGGAUGUAUCUCUCACUUUCGAAGACUACAAUAUCCUUGCGUACACUUUCUCCGUGCUCACGACGCAGACCCUGGCCGUCCUCAGUGUCUUCGGUAGCCUUAGAGAGAGAGAAUACGAGCCGGACUACCCUCCCUAUACCCACCGCCGGUCUAUGGUGGACCUGCCGCACUGGCCCGUCGACGAGUUCUCCGGAUGGCUGCGCCGCUCGGGGAACAGCCUCAAGAGCCUCACAAUCGAAGGCUUUUCCAUGCCGCGGAGGAGUCUCGUCGAUGCCUUGGAGCUCUUGCCCGAACUCACGUCGCUCUCACUCUUUCUGCUCACAAUCUCAGAUCUCCUCAGCCCCACGUACGCUAUCGACGACGACAUGUUGCUCCGUAUGACGGCGUGCGAUGGGGAACUGCCAAGCCUGCUCCCGCAGCUCACGGACCUGGAAAUCCGCGGCAUAGGCGCUAGCAAUGAGGCAUUGGCUAUCGCCAUGAUCAAGUCGAGGAGGGACCCGCCCUUCAAAGACGUGCUCAUACAUAUCAUGUGGAGGUGCAUAUCUAUGAAGCAAGACGGGGAGUUGGUCGUCACUGGAUCUCGAUGAAGUGACCUGAUGAGCGACACGGCUGCAAAUCGCUGAGUCCUGACCCAAUCUCCCUGCUGAAGAGUGCGAGCACGGCGUAGAAGUGGCGCGGUCGGUGGCCGGAGUGCGAGGCAAAUGUUCUGUUCAGACGAAUGGGAUGCGCGCUAGAGGAAUAUAUCGCAAUUGUGCAGUAGAAUAUGUCUAUUUUGCAGUAGAGUAUGCUCAUCUUGCGGUGGAGUGGACCUCAAACAAUCAUCCUAGCACUACACUUCCAUAGCAUCUAUAUUAAUCUGCAUACGAUGGGUCGCCAUCAACCGCGGCCACUCCUUGAAGUACCUGAAGAGUGUCUGCGCCGACAGAUGGCCGUCGCCAUAGAUGAAUUCAUCUCCUAGGAUGUCCCUCAGUUGGGCCUGCGCCGCAUCGUCUAGCACUGUGGUCGAACCCCUUUCGGGCUGGAUGCAGAGGAAUUCGAGGGGUGAUGCGGCGUCAGCGAUGUCCGCCCCC